ACCAUUCAUUUUUAACUUGCGUAUCGGUUAUAGUAUUAAAAGGCUAGAGUUGGUUUUAUCAAAAUGACACGCCUCGUUGCUAUCACCCUUCUGGGAUUGAUUUACGUGCUCUGCGCUAGUGCGCAAGGAAGCUGUUUUGUCCAGGAUUUCGACUACCAAGGAGCUGAUAUCAAGAAAAUAACAAACGUCGACUCUGCCGAAUCCUGUCUUGCUAUGUGCGGAAAACAAACAGGAUGUCUGUCGAUGACGUACUAUGGCACCGACUGCUGGUUGAAGAACCUCAUGUACGGUCAGAACCCCGCCCCAAAAGUUGGAUGUGUCAGCGCUAACCUUGCCUGUCAAGGUGCAAUGAUGAACAACAACUGCGUAAAAACUAACUUCGACUUCUGGGGAGCUGACAUUAAGAAGGUCUCUGGUGUUUCGUCUGUCAUGGAUUGUGUUGAAGAAGCCAGGAAAACCCAAGAUGCAAAGUCUGUGGCGUUUGUUAAGGUCAAUGGAGACUGCUGGGUCAAGUAUUCGGAGAACGGAGCCAGACCUGAAGAUAACGAUCGAGUCGAUAGUGUUGCUUUAUCUUGCCUCGACGGAGUAGCAGCUCAAGUGUCGUCUGGUAAUGACUGUGUUGAUGAAGGAGUUGACUACCGGGGUGCUGAUAUUAAGAACGUUAACCCCAUCUACACUAUCGAGGAGUGUGAAGCGCUCUGCUACGUAGAGGACAGUUGUGUUUCACUUACUCACAGACCAUCGACUCAGGACUGUUGGUUGAAGAGCAAACCUAAUGGUGAAAACGGAAAAUCAGCUCAAGAUACUGUGAACAGUAUCAACUUGAGCUGUUUCCUUGUAAACAGCGUCGAAGAGGGAUGUGUAAAAGAAAGCUACGAUUUCCGUGGAGCUGACAUCAAACGGGUUGAUAACGUAGUGUCCAUAGAGGACUGUUCAGCAUUGUGUGCUGACCAGGCUGGCUGUGUUUCUGUGACCCAACAACCAUCCACCUCCCGGUGCUGGCUGAAGAACAAAGAGUUCGGUGCUGAUCCUCAGGCUAUGGCAGGAGUUAACAGCAGAAAUCUCAAAUGUGGAGAUGUUUGGUGCAUGCACCUGGGUAGUUUCCUUUAUUCUUACGCUUCCCGAACUAAAUAUGUAAACUUGGAGGAUGCUCAAAAAGCUUGCGUGGAAAACGACGCCUGCAAGGGUAUCACCCAGGAACCGUAUAGCAGCAACAAAUAUACUUUGAGACAAGGACCUGUCAUCCACGAUUGGAGUCCUACUAACGAAACAUCGUGGACCCUUUGCUAAUCAACUGAUCAGUCAGUUAUAAGUAUGCAGAACGAAAUGUGAAUGAAUAAUUUCUCGUUAAUAGAACAAUACGAAGCAUCAAAAAUAAAAAAUGUUAGUAAUUUUUAUCUGUUUUAACCGAGAGUUGAUAGGACUUAGUCGUAUUGUUUUUGUAAGAGUUGGGCGGUUUUUUUAGUGAGCAUCAAUAUUAUGAGAAUGUAACCAGAAUUUUAUUUGGUUUUACUUUGAUUUUAAUCAAUAUAUGUCAUAUGUGGCAAUUACAUCGAUGUUCACGUUUUUCCGUCUUAAUUUUUGUUGAUAAAAUGUUUCAUUAUAAGUCCAAUUUACUUGAAAUUAAAACAGCAUCAA
Bolinopsis microptera is the source of this 1638-nucleotide messenger RNA. RefSeq lists its product as uncharacterized. The coding region runs from base 64 to 1290 and encodes 408 amino acids. The record is from RefSeq and is a predicted model, not a curated record. Gene Ontology annotation, cellular component: extracellular region. Gene Ontology annotation, biological process: proteolysis. The transcript has 11 exons. Gene Ontology annotation, molecular function: protein binding. NCBI's taxonomy places the organism in Eukaryota, Metazoa, Ctenophora, Tentaculata, Lobata, Bolinopsidae.